AUGGCUACUAGAACUCAAUUCGAAAACUCUAAUGAAAUUGGUGUAUUUUCCAAGUUAACAAACACUUAUUGUUUAGUUGCUGUUGGUGGUUCUGAAAAUUUCUAUUCUGCUUUUGAGGCUGAAUUAGGUGACGCUAUUCCAAUCGCUCAUACUACAAUCGCUGGUACUCGUAUCAUCGGUAGAAUGACUGCAGGUAACCGUAGAGGUCUUUUAGUCCCAACUCAAACCACUGAUCAGGAAUUACAGCAUUUAAGAAAUACUCUACCAGAUUCUGUCAAGAUCCAAAGAGUUGAAGAAAGAUUAUCUGCCUUAGGUAACGUUAUCUGUUGUAACGAUUACGUUGCUCUAGUACAUCCUGAUAUUGACAGAGAAACUGAAGAAUUAAUAAGUGAUGUAUUGGGUGUUGAAGUUUUCCGUCAAACAAUUUCUGGUAAUAUUCUUGUUGGUUCAUACUGUGCUUUGAGUAAUCAAGGUGGUUUAGUUCAUCCACAAACUAGCAUUCAAGAUCAAGAAGAAUUGUCAUCUCUAUUACAAGUACCAUUAGUUGCUGGUACUGUGAAUCGUGGUAGCUCUGUCGUCGGUGCCGGUAUGGUCGUAAAUGACUAUCUAGCCGUCACUGGUCUCGAUACCACUGCACCAGAAUUAAGUGUCAUUGAAAGUAUUUUCCGUCUACAAGAUGCUAACCCAGAAUCCAUCUCUGGUAACUUACGUGAUACUUUAAUCGAAACUUACUCAUAG
This is a messenger RNA of Kazachstania africana CBS 2517, 738 nucleotides long. RefSeq names its product translation initiation factor 6 (gene TIF6). Gene Ontology annotation, biological process: cytosolic ribosome assembly; ribosomal subunit export from nucleus; assembly of large subunit precursor of preribosome. Gene Ontology annotation, molecular function: ribosomal large subunit binding. Bases 1 to 738 code for a protein of 245 amino acids. The transcript has a single exon. The record is from RefSeq and is a predicted model, not a curated record. Lineage: Eukaryota; Fungi; Ascomycota; Saccharomycetes; Saccharomycetales; Saccharomycetaceae. Gene Ontology annotation, cellular component: preribosome, large subunit precursor; nucleolus; cytosol.